Molecule: messenger RNA, 909 nt
Organism: Mandrillus leucophaeus (drill)
Lineage: Eukaryota; Metazoa; Chordata; Mammalia; Primates; Cercopithecidae
Gene: AZU1
Product: azurocidin 1
Exons: 5
Coding region: 16-768 (250 amino acids)
Biological process (GO): proteolysis
Molecular function (GO): serine-type endopeptidase activity
Source: RefSeq, a predicted model, not a curated record
CAGAGCUGCUCCGCCAUGACCCGGCUGACAGUCCUGGCCCUGCUGGCUGGUCUUCUGGUGUCCUCGAGGGCCGGCUCCAGCCCCCUCGCGGACAUCGUGGGCGGCCGGAAGGCGAGACCCCGCCAGUUCCCAUUCCUGGCCUCCAUCCAGAAUCAAGGGAGGCACUUCUGUGGGGGUGCCCUGAUCCAUCCCCGCUUCGUGAUGAGCGCGGCCAGCUGCUUCCGAAACCAGAACCCUGGGACUGUCGCCGUGGUGCUGGGCGCCUAUGACCUGAGGCGGCGGGAGAGGCGGUCCCGCCAGACAUUUUCCAUCAGCAGCAUGAGCGAGAACCGCUAUGACCCCCAGCAGAACCUGAACGACCUGGUGCUGCUUCAGCUGGACCGCGAGGCCAACCUCACCAGCAGCGUGGCAAUACUGGCACUGCCCCUGCAGAACGCCACUGUGGAAGCCGGUACCAGAUGCCAGGUGGCCGGCUGGGGGACCCGGCGUAGUGGGGGGCGUCUCUCUCGUUUUCCCAGGUUCGUCAACGUGACCGUGAUCCCCGAGGACCGGUGUCGUCCCAAUAACGUGUGCACCGGUGUGCUCGCCCGCCGGGCCGGCAUCUGCAAUGGAGACGGGGGCACCCCCCUCAUCUGCGACGGCCUGGGACACGGCGUGGCCUCCUUCUCCUUGGGGCCCUGUGGCCGAGGCCCCGAUUUCUUCACCCAAGUGUCGGUUUUCCGAGACUGGAUCGAUGGUGUUCUCAACGGGGGACCAGUGCCAGCCUAGGGGGGGCCUGUGACCUCCCACAGAGCCCAGCCCUGCCCUCCGCGCCUCCCGCGCUCCGAACCCACCUCCCACGGCCCCGCCCCUGCCCCCGCUCCGGCCGGCGUGGCCCUGGCUGUAAUAAAGAAGCCAGUCUCGCCUCUG